This is a messenger RNA of Arabidopsis arenosa, 2677 nucleotides long. The record is from the annotation of a GenBank genome assembly. NCBI's taxonomy places the organism in Eukaryota, Viridiplantae, Streptophyta, Magnoliopsida, Brassicales, Brassicaceae.
CGACGACUGAGGUCCGUUUGUUGCAUCUACUUCAUGUUCUUUUUGUUUCUUAAAUUCUGUAUCUAUGUCGUAUCUGAAUCUAGGGCUCUUGCUCAUUCUAGGAACCCUAUAAGAGAAAGUAGUCUUCUUGUGUGUUUAUCGUUCCUUUCUUUGACGAUGGAUAUCACUUCUUCUGACGGUGCUACAACGUUCUCUUCAUCUUGUGCUGAUAAUUUUCUCUCCCCUGCUUUGAGUUGUGCUGUGAGUAGGAGAAGGAACGAGGAUGGUGAAAGUUCCAAUACUAGUUGUAACCGGAAGGUCUUUCAAACUGGCCAGAUCUGGUCAUUUUGUAGUGGUAACGUUGACUUACCUCUCUACUAUGGUAGGAUUCAGAAGAUCACUUUUACUCAGGCAUUUGAGCAAGAAGCAAUAUAUAAACUACACAUAAGUCGGCUAAAGGCUAUUCCUUUCCCAGAGAAUGUUAUCCAAUGGAAGGACAAGAGAAUUCCCUUUGGUUGUGGAACUUUCUUGGUGAGGAAAAGUGUCGAAAUACUCACUCCUGAUGAUGUUUCACUUCAGAUAGUUCCUCAAACCUCCAUGGAUGGAAAUGAAUAUACCAUUCUUCCCAAGAUUGGCGAUCUUUGGGCUAUAUACAGAUUCUGGACUAGUCACAAGGAGUUCAAGGACGUGGGUUACUGCAACUAUGACAUUGUCGAAGUUCUUGAUGACGCCUUGGACUAUAAGGUUUUGGCGUUGGAGCCUGCCUUUUAUAAUGAUGAUGAAGAUAAAAAUACAUUCUUUGAAGCAGCCGAGAGUAAGCAUUCUGACUGUGACGAGGAGGAUGGGCCAGAAGUGAUAUUUAUGAUCCCCAAAUCGAAAAUGCUCAGAUUCUCGCAUCAGAUUCCUGCUUCCCGAGUAACCAAGGAGAUCCGCGGAGAUUUGAAAGAGGUAUUUGAAGUUGAUACCAAAGCAUUGCCUUCAAGCGUGAGUCAAUUAACACAAACGCUCCUCCUCUCAACAGGUACUACUAUCUCUGCUUGCAACAUGAAACUGGAUUUUACACCGAUUGCUCAACUAGAGUCCGUGACUGAGAACGAAAUUUGGAAAAUUAAAGCACGAGUUGCCCGUUUUUGGCGAUUCCACAAUAACGAUAAGCCUGGAGAUUCUGGUGGACUCGAUUUACUCCUUGUGGAUGAUAAGGGAGACCGUAUACAAGCAUGUAUCAGAGGAAAAUUAAUUCAAAAGUUCGAAAAAGAUCUCCAAGAAGGAGAAUGUUGUAUACUGAUGAAUUUUAAGUUGUCUCCUAAUCUUGGGAGUUACAGGGCAACUGGACAUUCUUUCAAAAUCUUUUUCACUUGGUCAACAAUUGUGAAGCCUUGUGAGGAAAUCCCAAACCACUCACUUCGUUUCAGUUUCAUCCCUUUUGAUAAGCUUCAGAGACAUGACGAAAACGUGUUCCUUGAUGUAAUUGGUGAAAUCGUUGGAAUGAAAGAUCUUAAGGAAAUUACUGUUCGCAAUGCUCCAUGUAAACUGCUGAAUCUUCAACUCAAGAGCCUUGAUGAUUCAAUAAUUGAUUGUGUAUUUUGGGAAAAAUUUGCUGAAGACAUACAUUCCUAUGUUCAAUCCUUUUCUGGUGGACCUAUUGUUAUGCUUUGUAGUCUCAUGAGGAUUAAUGUUUAUAAUGGAAAAUUCACAAUCCAAAGUGCAAAAUCGUCAACAAAGCUCUUCAUUAAUUCUGACAUUGCUGAGAUAAACGAAUUCAAAGAAAGGAUGCCUAAAGAUGUCGUCUCUGCCACAUCCAGUGGUUGCUCUAUUUUGACUUUGUCAAACUCUAAAGAAGUUUCCUCGCAUCACUUUUCAUUAGAUUCUCGCAAAACUAUUGCUGAGCUACUUACAUCACAUGAGGAAAUGACGUGUUCUAUAUAUGCAACAAUAUGUGCACUUAAAACUGAGAUUCCUUGGUUCUACAUCGGUUGUCCAACAUGUUUAAGAAAAGUAAACCAAUAUUUGAAUCCAGAUACUGAAGAAAUAGAGGCUGAUAAAUUUUCAUGUGACCUCUGCCAAAAAGUUGUUGAUUCCACUGUCACAAGGUACCAGGUUCAUGUUAAAGUAGUCGAUGAUACAGGAACCAUUUCUUUUCUUAUGUUUGACAAGGAGGUCAUUCAACUGAUUCACAAAUCUGCGUAUGAGUUGCUAGAGCAACAAGUUCAGUUCAACCGUGGGACUCAAUUUCCUCCUGAACUCCUAGCUUUAGAUGGUCGCCAGUUUGUCUUCACGGUUUUCAAACCUUCGACAACAAAAAAUUAUAGACCGGCCACUUAUAAAGUUGUUAAAAUCACGGAUGACCCCGCGAAACUUUUGAUGUUUUGUGGUGCCAAUAACAACACGGCUAAUCCUCCUGCUAUUGAUUCUCAAUUCUCAAACUCCACAGAAGUCACUAGCAACAUGGUAUGGCCUUCUUCUACUUUAGUCUUGAUGGUUGUGUUUCCCGUCACUUUAGCAAUCUAUGUUCUGUUUUUGUCAGAUGGAUGAUGCCUCUUUCGAAGCGUCUAACAACGAGUCGAUGUGUGGUUCGACGGAAAGUCCACUUACUCCAAGCAAAAAGCGAACAUUUACUUUAGCAAUAACGUCAUCUGCAACUGAGGAUGGUGGUGCACAACUUUCAUCAAAGAUACAGAAAUCAAAUGUUGUGGUUAUA